CGCGCCACGACCAUUGUGUGGAAGCUGUCCUGAAUGCGCACGAGUACCUCGGAUUCGCGCCUGAGCACCGCCACUAUCUCAGUAUUUAUUCGCUUGAUGACACCGAUAUGCCGGGAUAAAAGCCCAGCCCAUUCGGCGAGGCCUGACUCGUGGUGCGGCGUUCCUAGGAAGGCAAUGGCGCGGCCAACCACGGUCGAGCAAAUCCAGGCCAUCCUGCGCGUCGCCAACGAUUACAAGAUUCCCGUGUGGACCGUCAGCCGGGGCAAGAAUCUAGGCCACGGCACCAACUCGGGCCGCAUUCUGGGAUCUGUUAUUAUCGACCUCCAGGACAUAGAUAAGGUCCUUGAGAUCAACGACAAGUACUCCUAUUACACAGUCGAGCCCGGUGUUUCCUUCUCCAAGCUGUACGAGACUAUUCGCAAGCAAAAGAAGAACAUCUACUGUGGCCCUUGUUCCGCGGCGGGUACGGGCCUACGCACGACUCCAUGUUUCUCGCAGUCCAACUUCGGCAUUGUCACUAAAAUGACGUCGUGGCCAUCGCCCGCACCGCACGGCUUCACGUCGUGCCACGUUACCGUGCCCAAGGAGGCGGGCUUGGCCGCCAUGGUCGACAUCUUCCGUGACCUACUCACUCACGAAGUUGUCCAGAACCACCCUCCUGUGAUCGGUAACAUUAUCCGUGAGCUCAGUAAGCGCAGCACGCAGGCCAGCUGGUACGACGGCAAUGGCACCAUCCCCGACUGGAGGCUAGAGGAGCUGGCCAAGGAGCAGAACAUAUCGUGGUGGGACGCUUAUUUUGAUGCUUCCAAGGGCGAGAAGUAUCUCGACGCGGCUGCCGUGCCCUGGGAAGACAGCGGUAUGCAGACAGGCGUGCCGUCAAUGAUGCUUAUCGCCGCCCUGGAUUGGUACUUUGAGGCUAAAGAGAUUUGCAAGAGCCUCGGCUUCGACUUUGUCGCGGGCCUGCACCUUUACCAGCGCCAUCUGGCCCAUCUCAUUAUGAUCUCCUUUGACCGGACCGACCAAGCCGUCAAGACGGCGGCCAACGAUCUGUUCGUGGAGCUGGUGCUCAAGGCACGGCGCGCGGGCUGUGGCAAGUACCGGCCGCACAUUAACCACAUAGACCUGGUAGCGGACCAGUCCGACUUUGGCGUAAAGGACGAGGGCGCCAACGGCGUGCCUGCACUCAUGCGCCUCAACUAGCGCCUCAAGGACGAGUGCCACCAACGGCGUCAAGGCCGGGUGAUAGCCUGGAGCUGGUUUCAUGUUAAUGAUUGAUUAAAUAGAUGGAAGAAUAAUAUACAGCAUUUUUCCCCCAGACUUGCCCCCGCUAAUCAUCACGCUUCGCACACGAGUCUAGAGUCAUAUCGGACGAUGCCACCCAAGUCUCUAGGAUCUCAGCCCGGCGCUAAGCUAGCGACUGAUAU
Molecule: messenger RNA, 1424 nt
Organism: Lasiosphaeria miniovina
Lineage: Eukaryota; Fungi; Ascomycota; Sordariomycetes; Sordariales; Lasiosphaeriaceae
Exons: 5
Coding region: 34-1200 (388 amino acids)
Biological process (GO): lactate catabolic process
Cellular component (GO): mitochondrion
Molecular function (GO): FAD binding; D-lactate dehydrogenase (cytochrome) activity; D-lactate dehydrogenase (NAD+) activity
Source: RefSeq, a predicted model, not a curated record